GCUCCAAGUUUGUGUCUGAGCGGAGCCGCCGCUGCCCGCGGGCUGCUCCCGUCCCCGUGCGCUCCCUUCUCCGCCGCCGCACCGCAGGGUCCGGCCCGGAGGGGCAGUGGUCCUGCCAUGGCGGGGCGCGGGCGGCGGCGCUGAGGCGGCUGAGGGGAGGGGUGUCGGUCCCCGAGCGGGCGCCAUGCGGUCCCUGAACAUCACCCCGGAGCAGUUCGCGCAGCUCCUGCGGGACAACAACGUGACGCGGGAGCAGUUCAUUGCUCUCUACGGGCUGCAGCCGCUGGUGUACAUCCCGGAGCUGCCGAGGCGCACCAAGGUGGCCUUCGUCCUCAUCUGCGUUCUCAUCUUCGCCCUGGCGCUCUUCGGCAACUGCCUGGUGCUGUACGUGGUGACCCGCAGCAAAGCCAUGAGGACCGUCACCAACAUCUUCAUCUGCUCCCUGGCGCUCAGCGACCUCUUCAUCGCCUUCUUCUGCGUGCCCUUCACCAUGCUGCAGAACAUCUCCUCCAACUGGCUCGGCGGUGCCUUUGCUUGCAAGAUGGUGCCAUUUGUUCAGUCCACUGCUAUUGUAACUGAGAUUCUUACCAUGACCUGCAUUGCUGUGGAAAGACACCAGGGAAUUGUGCAUCCACUAAAAAUGAAGUGGCAGUAUACCAAUAAAAGAGCUUUCACAAUGCUUGGCAUAGUCUGGUUACUGGCUCUUAUUGUUGGGUCACCCAUGUGGUACGUGCAACGGCUCGAGGUUAAAUAUGAUUUUCUGUAUGAAAAAGUGCAUGUUUGUUGCUUGGAAGAAUGGGCCAGUCCCAUUUAUCAGAAGAUCUAUACGACCUUUAUUCUUGUUAUACUCUUCCUUCUUCCACUGAUGCUGAUGCUUUUUUUGUACACUAAAAUUGGCUAUGAACUCUGGAUUAAGAAACGAGUGGGAGAUGCUUCAGUUCUUCAAACCAUUCAUGGGAGCGAAAUGUCUAAAAUAUCAAGGAAGAAGAAGCGAGCAAUUGUUAUGAUGGUGACAGUGGUGUUUCUCUUUGCAGUCUGUUGGGCGCCUUUCCAUGUGAUUCACAUGAUGAUGGAAUACAGUAAUUUUGAGAAGGAGUAUGAUGAUGUGACAAUCAAAAUGGUCUUUGCAAUUGUCCAGAUCAUAGGAUUCUUCAAUUCUAUUUGCAACCCUAUUGUGUAUGCUUUCAUGAAUGAGAACUUCAAGAAAAAUUUUCUGUCUGCCCUCUGCUUCUGCAUUGUGAAAGACAGCACAUCCCCAGGCAGGCAGUUUGGGAAUUCAGGAAUUACCAUGAAGAGGCAAAAGCCAAGUGCAGCGCAGAGAGAUCCAAUGGAUUCAGAUGAAGGCAGGAGGGAGGCGUUCAGUGAUGGCAACAUUGAGGUCAAGUUCUGUGAUCAGCCAGCUUCCAAAAGGAAUUUGAGAAGGCAUCUGGUCCUGUUCAGCUCUGAGCUUACUGUGCACUCUGCAGUAGGAAAUGGACAGUAGCAUCAUAAGGGGUUUGGGAAUGGAGAAGUCAUUCUCUUUGUGAUCAUUUCUAUAAGCCAUUUUGAAGAAUUUGCUACUUUGCAUGCUGAAAUGAGAGGGGAAAAUGAUCUGUGGACUCUAAUGGGGCUGACAUUGUGAGAUCUGCUCUCUGCAGCUUUAAGGACAGAGCAGCCUCAGAUCUGCAUUCAGGAAAGGUGGAGACUGAGAUGCAAUUCUACUUUAGAGAAAUGAAAGGGAAUAUGAAAGAGUUAUCCAGAACAUGACUCUGAUGAGAUUUAAGAUUUAAACAUUGCAUGCAUGUUCAGAUUUUGUUAACAUGAAGCAUAUUAGUAAUUAACAAUGCAUGCAUAAUUACUGUGCUGUUUUUACGGGUUAAUUCUUGGGUACAAAUUUAAAUGCCAUUGUAUUGCCCUGCAAACUGCAUUGUUCUGCUGGAAAAUGGAGAAGCUGAAAAAGUGCUGUACAAGAGAGUACAGAUGCAGGAGAUGUUGUCUGCAAACACUGAAAUGAACUUCCAGUCAUGCUUGGACACUUGACUCUGAGGUUGAAAAGGUGGUAUUGCCAUUUUCUGGAGGGUUAUAAGGGCCUGUUCCAGAGUCUGUUUAAAGGAAUAUCAUGGUCUUUUGACCAGACACUUCUCUGAAGAGGUGCUUGUGUUUUUCUGUCUGUCCAUCUUUGAAGGGGGUUAAUUGCUGUCUGAGAACUGGGCCAGUGCUUUGUUAUUUUAGGCUUCACAGUAAAUUGUGGAGUUGAUAUCCGUAUAAAUUCUGAAUGUUUUUGCUCCCAGUGGGCCAAACUGCAAAACUGCAAAGGUGUGUUUGCAAGUGUGGGACUGGGGGAGAAGUGUGAUCUGGACUGGUACACUGGGAUCUGGUCCCAUAAAUGAGGCCUUGAAAUACACAAUUUGCCCCUCCAGCUGAGGUUAGGUUGGAUCCUUUAACAGCCUGUAAAAUGUCAGUGCUCUCUUGUCACCCCUUGUCUCACCUACGGGACCUUGGUGCUGCCAGUCAAUUUAAGGUUCUUUUACAUUGCUGCUUUAUACUUCAUUGUAAAUGAAAACUUAGGAUAAAAUAUCCUCAUAUAAUUUGGAUGUCAUCUGAUCCUUCUUUAAUGUCUACAGAUUGCUAUGGGUUUGUGACAUAUUUUAUUAACAUAUAUAUUUUUUAAUAUUCUAUAUGAUACACUUCUGUGCAAUGACAAAGUUCCUGACUUGUCCUGAGGGCCAAGAAUUGAGAGCUUAAUGAGUUAUUAUCAUAAUAGUUUUCCUCUGCAGAUGUAAAGUUUAACUGCCUGAUGGUGAGAACUACGUGUUUGGACAGAACCUGUAACUGAAAACAAAUUUAUUGUAAGCUAUUUAUUUAUUUGCACUGCUAAUUUCAGUGACAGAUUUUAACAAGCAUUUAACGAAAACUUCCAAUUAUGUUUUUCUUUCAUCUUACCUGCUGCUUCUGUUGUCUCAUAAAAUGUUGUGUCAAUGAAUAACUGUUGUAGUAUUAAUUUUAUUUUCAUUAAAGUUCCUUUAUGGCUUUGUUGGUGCUGUUUUGCACU
Molecule: messenger RNA, 3031 nt
Organism: Oenanthe melanoleuca
Lineage: Eukaryota; Metazoa; Chordata; Aves; Passeriformes; Muscicapidae
Gene: QRFPR
Product: pyroglutamylated RFamide peptide receptor
Exons: 6
Coding region: 185-1483 (432 amino acids)
Biological process (GO): G protein-coupled receptor signaling pathway
Cellular component (GO): membrane
Molecular function (GO): neuropeptide Y receptor activity
Source: RefSeq, a predicted model, not a curated record